AGAGAACGGCCGCUUGGUGGCAUUAGAGGCACCUAUGUUUACAAUGGAAGUGACGUAUCUGUAGGCACAGCCAUACACAGAUCUGUGCCUGUGAGAUUGGAGCAUGGCGGGUGUGUGGAGGUCCUACCAGGCGCUGAUGACCAGGCACCCCUGGUCCGUCCAGAUACUGACUGCAGGCUCAUUGGUUGGUGCCGGUGAUGUCAUUUCCCAGCAGCUGAUUGAGAGAAGAGGGUUGGCCAAUCACAGCGGGCGGCGGACGGUCCGGAUGAUGGCCAUUGGUUUCUGCUUUGUGGGUCCAGUGAUAGGUGGCUGGUACAAGGUGCUGGACAGGCUGGUUGUUGGGGGAAGUAAAAGUGCUGCUAUGAAGAAGAUGCUGAUAGAUCAGCUGGCUUUCGCCCCUUGCUUCCUUGGAGCGUUCCUUGGUCUCUCAGGGGCUCUGAAUGGACUGACAAUGGAGCAGAACGCUGCCAAGCUGAAACGGGAUUAUGCUGAUGCAUUGAUCUCAAACUACUAUCUGUGGCCACCAGUCCAGAUUGCCAACUUUUAUUUUGUCCCUCUGCAUCACAGACUGGCUGUUGUGCAGGUUGUAGCCGUCUCUUGGAACUCCUACCUCUCCUGGAAAGCCAAUCAGAUCUGAAGACCUUCAGCAUUACUAGUGAUGUCGUGGGAUGUGUGCUGUGAUAUAUUGUUGACUUGCUCUUUUUCUAUUCCAGUCCUGAAACUCUUGACAUGUUGUGAUUGAGUCAUUUUGUAAAGGUUGCGGGGGAAUGUUCCGCCCAAAGUGACAAAUUCACACUUGAAAGUCAACCUUGCAUUGCACUAGUGUGAAAGUUUGUUCUCCAUGCUAAUUAGAUUUGCCACCACUCCGGCAACACACAAAUCACUAACACCGGGAAACAUACAUAACACAUACAUUGAAGAAAACCUUACAAUUAUGAUAUGCUAUCAUAGGUCCUUGUGAUUGCAACCUAACUUACUUAAAAACACAAUUUAAUAAUAAAGGGCUUAAAUAUU
Molecule: messenger RNA, 1014 nt
Organism: Gadus macrocephalus (Pacific cod)
Lineage: Eukaryota; Metazoa; Chordata; Actinopteri; Gadiformes; Gadidae
Gene: mpv17
Product: mitochondrial inner membrane protein MPV17
Exons: 8
Coding region: 104-637 (177 amino acids)
Cellular component (GO): membrane; cytoplasm
Source: RefSeq, a predicted model, not a curated record